GAAAUAUUCUUCGCCAUUGAUUAUCAAGAAAUUCAUUCGUGGACUUGCAAGAAAUUAAGGGUAUUUUUUCAAUCAUCCGUCUUCUCCUCAAGUUUUAGGGUUUCUGAUUGUAUCUUUCCGUCUGUCGUAGCAGAGGAUUUGAACCUGUGAUUUUGGUCUGGAAUUCCAUGUAGUUGGCCACAAGUUAAGGUUGCUAUAAUAUGGAAAUGAGUUUAGUGGGGUUUGACAUCGGAAAUGAGAACCUUGUUAUAGCAGUAGCUAAGCAACGAGGAAUUGAUGUCUUGUUGAAUGAUGAGUCAAAACGGGAAAAUCCAGCAGUGGUUUCGUUUGGCGAGAAGCAGAGGUUUUUGGGCUCUGCUGGGGCUGCAUCUGCAACUAUGAAUCCCAAGUCGACUGUAUCUCAGGUCAAGAGGUUAAUUGGUCUGAAUUAUAGUGAGCCUUCUGUGCAGGAUGACCUAAGAUUGCUCCCGUUUGAGACAUCGGAAGGACCUGAUGGAGGAAUCCUGAUUCACCUGCAAUACUUGAAUGAAAGACACACUUUUACCCCUGUACAGAUUUUGGCAAUGCUGCUUGCCCACCUAAAGCAGAUUGCAGAGAAAAAUCUUGAGAUGCAGAUUUCCAACUGUGUGAUCGGUAUACCAUGUUACUUCACGGCUUUGCAGAGACGUGCAUAUUUGCAUGCUGCACAGAUUGCAGGGUUGAGUCCAGUAAGGCUGAUGCAUGACUGUACUGCUGUUGGACUGGGUUAUGGUAUAUACAAAUCAGAGUUUCCAGACAGGGGUCCAGCAAAUGUUGUGUUCGUAGAUGUUGGUCAUAGUGAUACACAAGUUGCUGUUGUAUCAUUUGAGCCUGGCCAUAUGAAGGUACUAUCCCAUGCAUUUGACAGCAACUUAGGAGGAAGGGACUUUGAUGAAGUUCUGGUUAAACAUUUUGCAGCCAUGUUUAGGGAACAAUACAAUAUUGAUGUUUAUUCUAGUACCCGGGCUUCUAUUAGGCUGAGAGCAGCUUGUGAGAAAUUGAAAAAAGUUUUGAGUGCUAACCCAGAGGCACCGCUGAGUAUUGAGUGCUUGAUGGAUGAAAAAGACGUCAAAGGAUACAUCAAAAGAGAUGAGUUUGAGAAUUUGGCUGCUCCAUUGCUGGAAAGGAUUAGUAUUCCAUGUCAAAAGGCUUUGCUAGAAUCAGGUUUAAGUGUUGAUAAGAUUCACACAGUUGAGCUUGUUGGGUCAGGUUCUCGGAUACCUGCCAUUACAAAGAUUAUAAAUUCACUUUUUAGAAAGGAGGCUGGUAGGACUCUGAAUGCAAGUGAGUGUGUCGCUCGUGGCUGUGCCCUUCAAUGUGCAAUGUUAGGCCCCAUAUUCCGAGUGAGAGAGUAUGAGGUAGAGGACUGCUUUCCUUUCUCAAUUGCAUUUGCAUCAGAUGAAGGGCCAAUCCGCUCCGUAGCUGACGGAGUGUUGUUUCCAAAAGGCAAUCCUUUUCCAAGUACAAAAGUUCUUACAUUGUACAGAAAUGAUAUAUUUCACAUGGAAGCUUACUAUGCAAAUCACAAUGAGUUGCCUUCUGGUGUCUCAACAGGAAUCAGCUCUUAUAAGAUUGGGCCAUUCAGAGUUCCCAAUGAAGAGAAGACAAAGAUAAAAGUCAAAUUUGAGCUAAAUCUGCAUGGAGUUGUCUCUAUAGAUUCUGCAUCUCUGGUAGGUGAUCAUGUGGACGAUUCUUCUGGACACAACAGCAUUGAUACCCAUUCAAAUGUUGAGCCUAGCAAUUCCGAGUCAUCUAAGAAAUCAAAUGGUCCUCUUGGUCAUGAGAUGAGACGGCUAAUGGCUGUCAGACGACAGAACAUAUUGGUGGAUGAGAAUAUAUAUGGUGGGAUGGCACCUGAUGAGCUCUGCCGAGCUCAAGAGAAAGAGCUACAGUUUACCCAGCAAGAUAUAAAUAUGGAAAGGACCAAAGAGAAAAAAAAUGCACUGGAGGCGUAUGUAUAUGAAACGCGAAAUAAGCUUUUAGAUACAUACCGGAGCUUUGCCACUGAUUUCGAAAAAGACGAAAUUUCCAGUAACUUGCAACAAACUGAAGACUGGAUUUACGGAGAUGGAGAUGAUGAGUCAGAAAAUGUUUACACUGAAAGGUUACAGGAUUUGAAAAAGAUUGUGGAUCCGAUUGAAAAUCGAUACAAAGAUGAAGCAGCCAGGGAACAGGCCACUAGAAACCUAUUGAACUGCAUUGAGGAGUUUCGGGUGGCUGUAGGAUCACUUUCACCAAGUGCAAGGGAUGCAGUUAUUAGGGAAUGCAAUAAAGCAGAGCUGUGGCUCCAAGAGAAAAAACAGCAGCAAGACUUACUUCCUAAGAAUGCAGAUCCAGUAUUUUGGUCGAGUGAAAUCUCGAGAAAAGCUGAUGCUCUGCAUGCGAUGUGCAAACAUGUGACAGAAUCCAAGCAUGACCGAGAAUCAGACGUGAGAGGUAAACGGGAUGAUAUGGAAGUUGAUUGACGAUGUGCAUUUGAACAGGACUCUUUGAUUCUACGAAACCUAGUCCAGGAAAGCUGUUAUGUGGAUUUAUGGUGUUUUUGCAUGGUCAGCCAUCCUUGUCACCCAAAAUCUAAGCUGUUUGCUGAAUCUUCAACACAGUUGACAUAGUUAAGGUCCACUUUAAGUGAGAUAGAUCAGUUUGCCAUAUUUUUCAUCAAGAGUGCUACUUUCUAUAAGGAGUGAAUAAUAUAAUGGUGUGGCGUUUUUAUAGGCAAGUGUAAUAUUAAAGGUUGUUAAGCUGUCCUCUUUCUUUUGGUGAUAUUGAAUGAACAAUGGGUAAAAGCACUAGGCUUCACAUGGUUCCUUGACCCUUGUUUGUCACUUCUUACACAUGAUUGCUUCAAGUGUGUUGAAUUGAAUCUCAGUUUAACUCGAGUCUUAAAUGUCAAGAAUCGUUUUUGAAGCACAUUCUGUGGCAAUGAAUUGUUUUGCAUUUUUUUA
Messenger RNA from Salvia splendens (bonfire salvia), 2963 nucleotides. RefSeq names its product heat shock 70 kDa protein 16. The record is from RefSeq and is a predicted model, not a curated record. Gene Ontology annotation, molecular function: ATP-dependent protein folding chaperone; ATP binding. NCBI's taxonomy places the organism in Eukaryota, Viridiplantae, Streptophyta, Magnoliopsida, Lamiales, Lamiaceae. The coding region runs from base 201 to 2483 and encodes 760 amino acids. The transcript is spliced from 11 exons. Gene Ontology annotation, biological process: protein folding. Gene Ontology annotation, cellular component: nucleus; cytosol.